AACACACCGUCAGCUGAUGAAGUGGUUCAUUCUUGUGCUUUAGCGAGCGCGUGGGUCAAACGACAAACAGCCCACCCGUGCAGUGAACUUCGAGCAAUACAUCAGUUGAAGUGAUCCGAGUAUUAUAAUAUCUCAUACACACCUGAAGAAGGUUUGAACUCGAGCAAGUGGCGCAGCGUGCAUGUCACUGCGCAUUCGCGUGAAUGCCUCUGGCUUGAUAGCAGCAGUGCGCCUAAACUCAGCAUGGGCUGCGGCGCGAGCACUCAGCACGGCGGCAAGGCCCCCGUCUCGCCGUCCCCAGCACCGCAGCCGCUCGGCAGCAGCGCGAACAGCACACGCGCGGCCCAGACUCCGCCGGAUGGCGUAACGCAGCCCGCACCCGGAGAGCAAUCUCUACACGCCUCCAAUGAAUGUAUCACGACUCCAGUUGAAGUCUCAAACCCGCAGGCCCUACCGGCGCCCAAGGAGGAAGACAUCACAGCCAGCCAAACGCCUCUACCCGCCACGUCACCACCGUUAGUGGCUGGAUCCGACCUGGAGCCCGCGGCUGUGGAGGCGGCACUGGAUGCAGGCGCAAACACGAGUGCGGGCAUCAAGGGGGAGACAGCGGCGCCGGAGGCUGCUGCCUCCUGCACCUCGACGGAAGGAGGAGCGGCGGCGCCGGCGCCGGCGGCUAUCAGCGACGCUGUGGUGACAAAAGCGGCGCCGGAGGCGCCUGGCAACGAAAGUGCUGCGGCAGCAAAGGCUGCUGCUGCUGCCGCUGCUGCUUCUGCCCUGUCAGACUACAGCGGUCGGUUGCAGCUGCGGCACACCAUGUGCCUGCAGGGCCACCCGACCAGCUGCAGCCGCUGCCCGGGCGAGCUGCCGGCAGAGGGGCGGGAGGAGCUGUUUGAGCUGAUGCAGGUGUGGCACCGCGACUGGCACGGCUUCCCCGCCUGGGACGCAGUGCUGAAGACGCGGGAGAUCCUGAGCAAGGCGCAAGCCCCCCAGGCGCCAGCCGCCGGCGGCGGCACCACCGGCGACAAGGCCGCUGCUGGCACCGAGCAGGAGAAUCGAGGUAGCGACGCCGGCGGCGUGUGGGCCUCCCUCACCAACGCCGAGCGCCGAAUGGUGUGCGAAGCGACUGCUCUGAACGCGGCAAUGGCGUACGACCUAAAGCUGAAGGACGUAAGGAAGGGGGGCCGCGCGGGACUGCACCUGAGGGUCCUGUCGGCGGCGCGCAGCCGCCGUCAGCAGCAACAGCAGCAGCAACAGCAACAGCAGCAGCAACAGCAGCAGCAGCAACAACAGCAGCAGCAGCAGCAGCAGCAGCAGCAGCAGCAGCAGCAGCAACAGCAGCAGCAGCAACAGCAGCAGCAGCAGCAACAGCAGCAGCAGCAGCAGCCUGCUGCCGCGUCAGCGGCGGGGGAGCACGCUACAGCGGCCGUGGAAGGCAGCAGUAGCAGCAAUAGCUACUUCGUGGGCGCCAGGUCGCUGUCGACCUUUCUGUCCGCGCACAAGCUCACGGAUGCGCGCGAUGAGAGCUGCCACUUGGGCCUGCUGCACCUCAGCGGCGGCACGGCAGGCCUGAGCAUGCAGCGGGCGGCGGAGCUGAUCGUGGCGCCGGCGCUGGAGGCCGCUGGCGGCGUGAGCUAUGCGGAGGCAUUCUUCUCUCAGUUCAAGGGCUGCACGCUGCUGAGUGCGGAGACAGCAGCGGAGAACGAGAAGGUGCAGGGGGAGGUGGGGGAGAACGAGAAGGUGCAGGGGGAGGUGGGGGAGAAAGAGAAGGAGGAGAGCAGGUCACAGAAGAAGGCGGAGGAGGUGGUGCCGGAGAGCAACACGGGAGCCCAGCCUGCCGAGUCCGAGUCCAAGGGCGGCGGUGCGCCCAAGCAGGGCCCCGGUGCGCCCAAGCAGGGCCCCGUGUUUGUGUUCGUGCCAAACCCCAGCCCCUCCACGGGGCUGUACGGCCUCGUCAUGGCGCUGUACGACAUCCCCCUGCCCACCCCAGACGGCACGGACGUGAGGGCAUGGCUUGAGACAUUCAGCUCGCCGCCCGCGUCUUGGAGCCACCGCGAUGAAGCCGCCGCCACCGCGGCCGCCGGGGCCGCCACCGCCGCCGCGGCGUCGAAGCCCGGAGGCCGGGUGGUGCUGUUCACGGGCACAGGCUGGCCGCGUGUCGUGCAGGACGACCCCAGCGGCGGCGGGGAUGCUGCUGGUAGCGGCGGUGGUGGCGAUGAAAAUGAUGGCGUUGAAGCGGCGACGCCGGGUACGGAGAUGGCUGCGGAUGCGGGUGCGGCGGCGGCGGUGGCGGCGGCGGAGCAGCAGGCGCAGCGGGUGCUGCUGCUGCCGCCGUGCCUGACGUCAGCGGCGAGUGUGGGGCAGGUGCAUGCGGCGGUGUCACGGGGCCUGGUGCCCCUGUUGGCUGUGGACUGGUUACACAUGGGCAGGUAUGGCAUCCCCGGGAACUGGAAGGUCAGCAUGGAACACCGCCACGCCUUCCACCACGCCUGGAAGUUGCGGGCUCAGGCGGUGGCCGCUGCCGCCCGGGCCGUCGCCGCGGCGCCCGAGCCGCCGGCCGCCCUGCUGGAGGCGGCAGCGGCAGCGGCGGCGGCGGCGGCGGCGGGAGGCGCUGCAGGGCGCGGCGGCGGUGGACUGAGGGCGGCGGAGCUGUGGCGGCGGUAUCAAGCAGUCACCGCCGAGUUCCGUACCUCAGUCGACACGCUCCUGGAGGCCGCACACGCCGCCACCCUCGUCUUCCGCCCCAUUGACUGGACCGGCGCCGCCAACACCGAGCCCCUGCCGCCGCCGCCGCCACCGCCGCCGCCGGGCGGGGCCACGUUGCUCGUGACGCGGGUGUUACACGUGGAGGUCCCGGCCGAGGGCCAGGAGGAGGCGGUGGCGGCGGCGGUGCAGAUGCUUGGGGUGGGGCUGCCGCCGGGCCGUGCCGUCGUACUGGCACUAACCCUGGACACGCAGGAACUCCCCUGUCCCGCCGACAUGACCCAGGGCGAGGCGGAUGACGUGGCGGCUGCCUGGGUCACCCACUGGCGCUGCCUGCCCGACUGGGGCACAGUGCUGCGCGUGCGCGGUGCCUGUGGCGGCGGCGACCCCGGCGGCCUGUGGGCCCGGCUCGACAACGACCGGCGGCGGUCCGCGUGUGAGCUGGCGCUGCUGUACGGCGACGCGGCGGCGGCAUGGGUGCCAAGCGAGGCGGUGGUGGCGGCUCGCAGGGAGGUGUCUAGCACGGGCGCGUUCGUGAGUCUGGGCUUUCUGGACCGAUUCGCCCAGAUGCACGACCUGCGGACGGAGCAGAAGCAUGGAGCGCAUCCGACCACCCGGGGCCCGCGGCUGGGCUGCUUCCCUGGCGGCGGCCGGUCCGGUGCUCCCGUGUGGAGCCCGGCCGGCGAGAUCUACAACGCCACCACCACCUGGGUGUGCGCCAACAUCGUGCUGCCAGCCACCAAGGGCUACGGUAUGUCGUACCACGACCUGCUGCUGAGCCCGGAGGCGCAGUCCCGCCUGCGGCCCGGCGAGGACGCGUACGGGGCGGAGGCGGGGGACGUGAGCACACGCGCCUUUGCCAGCCAUGCAUGGGCCACGCAGUACCUGGAGUUCGCGGGCGCGCUCGCCACCAACGGCCAGACCACUGGCUGCAAGCACUACUGGAUAGACAUCUUCCACAAGAACCAGUGGCAGGGUGUUCGCGAGUCGGACCUGAGAGACAACCUGUUGCUGAGCGGGCAGGUGGCGCUGGUGGUGCACCCCUUCCCACAGCCGCUGGCGGUCACACGGGUGUGGUGUCUGUACGAGCUACUGACGGCGCUGGAAUUGGGGGUGGACAUCACGCCCGCCCGCUCCGCUGCUGCCCUGGAGGGCUUCAUUCGCUGCAUGUGGGUGCGCGAGCACGAAUACGACUUCUCGCCCAGCCAGGUGACUCCGGCGGUGCGGGCGGAGGUGGCGGCGCUGGACGUGGCCACCGCGCAGGCCACCAUGCCGGCAGACAAGGACAUGAUUCUGGGCCGCAUCCGCAACGGCAUCGGCAUUGAGCAGAUGAACGCGCGCGUGCGGGAGCUGUUCCUGCAAAUGGUGGAGAAGGUCAUCAAGCCCCAGGUCGACAGCCACAUCGUUGAGGGAUCCAACAGCAUCUGCUUCGGCGGCGACGGCGUCGUGUGGUGCGUGGAGGCGCCGGAGGCGGCGCCGCAGACGGCCGCGGGAAGCGGGGAGCAGCUGAGGGGGCAUGGGAAGGUGGCGGCGGCGGCCGGCCGUGCUGAGCAGUGGCGCCGCUACAGCCACGGCCACAGCUACAGCCACAGCCACAGCUGUGCUAGCCGGGUUGUGCGGGCCGCUGCUGGGCUGCUGGGGCGGGCGGCACGGCGCCCACGCGGCAAGGCGCGGUGCCAGGCGGCGCGGGGCCUCGCAGUGGCGGCAGCCCCCGCUGGCGGCGGCGACCGCGGCGGCGGCGGCGUGUGUGGCGGUGGGAAGAAAAGGCGCGGCGCCGGGCGCCACGUCCACUCGGUGGGUGCAGCCGCUCUGGCGCUGGCAGCAGCUGAUGACGCCGCCGCCACCGCCAGCGGGGCCGUCGGCGCGGCAGGCGUUGGUUGCACGCCGCCCAGGCUAGCAGCAGCAGCAGCAGCAACACCGGUAGUGGCGGCGACGGCGACGGCGGCGGCGGCGGUGCCUCGGCGCGUGGCGGCGCUGCGGCCGGGCGACCGCAUCCUGACCGCUGACGGCGGCGUGAGCACUGUGGUGCUUGUGACCGUGGACCCCGUGUGCCCCGUGAUGGGCAUGGAGUUGUGUGAGCUGCCCACACCCCUUUGCGGCGGCGGCCCCGGGGGCGUCACCGCUGGCGGGACCGGUGGCGGAACCGGUGGCGGCGACGUCAUGGACGGCGAUGCUGAGGGAGGCACGGGUGGUGGUGGUGGCGGCGGUGGCAGCCUGUUGGUGACGCCCGACCACCCAGUGCGGGUGGGCGGCGUGUGGCGGCUGCCGAGGGAGCUGGCGCCCGUGCGGAGGCUGCGUGCAGAGCAGGUGCCGUACGGGGCCGUGUACAACCUGGAGCUGAAGCCGCCGGGCCCGCUGUGUGUGAGCGGGCUGGCGCUGGUGGCGCUUGGGCAGGACAGCAGCGCCGAGCUGCGGCAGGGCGUGGACUCCGCCAGUGACGCCUUGUGGGGCUGGGGCUGGCGGGGUAACCCGGACAGGGCCAGGAGGCUGGAGGCGCAGGCGCGCAGGGAGGCGGCGUGGCGGUCGGGGGAGGUGGAGGGGGUGGGGGUGGAGGAGGCGGGGGCGGGGGGCAGGGUGGCGGGGCUGGCGAGGGCGGUGUAGCGUCUGGUCGCGCGGCGGCGGUGUCGGGGGUGGCGGUGGCGGCAGCAGGGGAAACAGUGCAGGGGGCAGAUGGGCUGAUGUCACAGCCGUGUGUGGAAGGAAUGAGUGGGAGCGAAAACUGGUAUAUGUGCAUGGGAGGUGAUGGGCUCAGGAGGCAGGGCGGGGCUAGUGGAGGCAGGCCGCACUUGCAGGACUGCAAGUGGUGUACGGUUUGUGAAGGAGGCGCAGCACUCGUGUGCCUGCCACAGACUGACUGACAGAUAAUGUUUGUGAAGGGUUUGCGGUACUCGGGUGUUGAGCUGAUAAGCUUGGGGAUGCACAUAGCAGCAGCUAGGGGUACUUCCUUAGCCAGUCCG
Chlamydomonas reinhardtii is the source of this 5657-nucleotide messenger RNA. RefSeq lists its product as uncharacterized. Bases 244 to 5301 code for a protein of 1685 amino acids. The transcript is spliced from 15 exons. The record is from RefSeq and is a predicted model, not a curated record. NCBI's taxonomy places the organism in Eukaryota, Viridiplantae, Chlorophyta, Chlorophyceae, Chlamydomonadales, Chlamydomonadaceae.